UGGUCAUCAAAUCCCAUAAGCGAUUGAUUCACAAAUAUUUAGUAUGAGUCGAAUAGAAUGCAAUAUUCGCAUCAAGUUAAUGAACUGAAGACAAAGGAAAAUAUUAAGAAAAGUGACUAGAAUUAUUUAUAAUUUUCCCAUUGUUUCUUGAAAGAAGAUUGGCCUAGUCGACGUUGGAAAUCAUGGCAUCAUCCCCCAGAUUCGGAGAGCCUAUCCAAAUCGUCAACUUCAGAAUAUUGCCCAAUCAACCAUCCAAGCUCGUCUUGAACAAAAGAAAUCUGGAGAUCAUCCUACGACAGGUAGGAAAUACCCCCAUCUGCCUCAUCUCCAUCGCCGGCGCAUCUCGUCAAGGUAAAUCAUUCCUUCUCACCGUCGUUCUCAACGUUCUUGAACGUUUAUCACGAGGACAAACCGAAUACUGGGAGGAUCUCGAGCAGUUAUAUAGCUUGACCGGAUUUCAUUUCAAAAAUGGCACUGAACGUGACACCGUUGGUUUGUGGUUAUGGUCGAAACCUUUCAUCAUCACGAAAUCGGACGGUACUAAAAUUGCCGUGAUGCUGAUGGACACUCAAGGAGUUUUCGACAGCUAUACGACGGAGAGGGACUGGGCCAUGAUUGUCGGUCUCAGCCUCCUCACCUCUUCCUGCCUUAUCUACAACCUGUUCACCAACAUGCAGGAAGAUACGUUGAAAAUAUUUUACAAUUUUGUCGAAUUUGGAAUGCUUUCUCUAGAAGAGGAUUCCACUGCCACGAGUGCCUUUCAAAAACUCAUCUUCCUCAUACGAGACUGGAACUUUCCAAAUACUAACUCAUAUGGACCGCUCGGUGGUUCCACCUUUCUCGAGAAGAAACUUGCCGUGACGCCCGAUAUGCCACUGGAGGUUACAAUGGUGAGACAAAAGCUAGCCACAUGUUUUGAAGACAUUUCUUGCUUUCUCAUGCCCAAUCCGGGCGAGGCUGCAAAGGAGAAUAACUUUUCGGGAGCUUUGAGCACUCUUAGUGAAGCAUUUCGUGAAAAUUUGCGCCUUUUUGUGGACAACUUGAUUUCAUAUGAUGAUCUAAAACCGAUUAAAAUUGGGAACAAUAUCAUUGACGGGACCAGCUUGCUGAGUUAUUUUGAAAAAUAUAUUGAAGUUUUUAACGGGAAAACGAUGCCACCACCAAAAUCACUUUAUCAAGCCAUGGAGGAAGCCAGGCUGGGGUCGUGCAUUACAAAAUGCUGCAACCAGGCGAAGGAGAAAUUAGAAUUGGUGCAAAAAUCACGCGAGUACAUUCCAAGCAAUGAAUUCAAACAGUACUGCGACAAGUUUGGGAGGGAAGCUUUGUCAGAGUUCAUGGUGGAAGGGAAUAAGACUAAAAAUCAAGAAUUUCUCCAGCGAUACCGUUCCACACUUAUGUCUGAUUUGAAAACUUUAUUUGGAGAAAUUUUUGGCAUAAAUGAGGCAUCUAAGAACGCCAUUCUGAAUCAAAUUCUCGAGAUCUCUGUAACACAGUAUAAGACCAUUUUGGCAGAUAAAACAGGACAAACUCUUCUCGAACAAGAUUUGGAACACAUAUUGGAAUCUGAAGUGAAAAACUUUUUGCUUAAAGUUCGUCAAGAUUGUGGAGGAAGAGAUGCCGCAUUUCAGAGCGAAGCUGAAACCAAGAUCAAAGAGUUAAUGGACAAGGAAAACACAGAAAUUAGAGGCCAAAAUUCCACUAAAUUUAAGGAAAUUGAACGCUUCUGUCAAAUAUCGCUUCAGAAUUGUACCCAAGAAUACAACAGUCUUAUGAACCUUGCUUUGGGCAACGAUCUAAAAAAUGUCACGCAGGAAAAACUGAGUCAAACUCACAAGACGUGCGAAUCCAUGGUCCUUCCCAAAUUCAUGAGACCACUCGAAAAAGAAUCAGAAAUAAUCCGUGGCCACUUUCACCAUCAAUUUAACUCUGGAAUCAAUCAGAUUUUAGGACAAUACGCAGAAAAAUUCGGCUCAGCUCGAAAUGAAGCUUCAUCCGCUGCAAGUAAUAUAUACAACGAAUCGUUCACCGCCUACACGAGGGCAUUGACCGCACUGGCGGAAUCGGGCGCUUCGGAAAGUGACCUCAAGACAGAACACCGAUUCAAAGUUUUGGAAGCAUGUCACAAAUUGAACCAAAUCAAUAUAAUUUGCUCCCCCGAGGAGGCGAGAGAGUUUGAAAAUAAUAUGAGGGAAGAAACCACCCAGUUUUACGACGAGCUCAUCGCUAGCAUCCACAAAGAGAAAGAACGCUUCCAAUCACUCCUUGACCAAGCCGUGCAAAAUGGGGUGGAAGCUUACGAUCGGGAAAUUAAGAGUGUCGUCCAUUCUACGGCUGAUGAACCAUUGUCCGACGCGGAGUUUAUAACUAAACAUGAGAAAAUCCUUGCCAAAAUUUUGAGCAAGGUCUCCGUAUCGGAUUGGAUCCCGGCUGAAAAUCGUCCAACCGUAGAAAACAGAAUCAAACAAGGGGUUCAAAAUUCGUAUCGAGAUGCGCAAGCCAGCAACAAUUGUAAUCUGGAACAGGCUGAAUUGACAGCGUCAGAAAAGUCUAAAACUUUCCUUGCCAAGUAUGACGAAAGAAUGCAUGCACUCGUAUCUAGAGUGGCACCGCCCGUUAAGCAAUCCGAGCUAACAAACACUCACAACAAAUUGGAACAAGAAAUCGGAACAAUGGCAAAGAAAAUGUUUGCACAUUUCCCAAAAUCCAUUGUUGACAGAAUCUGGGGGAAAUUACAGCUCGACAUGAACAACCGUUUUGAAGACUACAAGGAAAAAUUGGACUUGAAAAUCGAACAAAAUCAAACAAAAAUGUCACAACUAGUUUCAGAUCAUGUAGAAAUGUAUCAGUCGGAAGUUGACAAUUUAAUCACGACCUCAAAAAAUAUUACGGAUUCAGACCUGACCCGAUUCCAUGAACGAAGUAAAUCCAUGAGUAUCCGACAACUCGGUUAUGUCCUUCGCCUCAGCGAAAAUUUUGAUCAGGAACAAGUGCAGAAGGAACUUGAUGAAAAAAUUGAACAACUUUUCUCUAAAAUUCGAAAAGAUACUUCUGAACUGCUCAAGAAUAUUGACGCCCAAAUUUCCGACCUGCACAAAACUGCUAAAGCCAAAUACCAGAAAAAAAUUGAAGAAAGGCAAAUCGAUGCUCAAAGUGAGGAGGACCUGAAGAAAAUACAUGAAGCCGUAUUAUCCACAGUUUUAGACGAGUUUGAACGCAGUUUUAUAGAGAUUGGGGAUAUGCAAAGGUUCCGGCAAGAGAAAGUUGCUCUCCAAUCUGAACUCCAGGAUUUGUAUAGAAAAGUUGUGAAUGAUUUCCUUGAAACGAGUGACCAACACGAUAAGAAAAUUAGACAAGAAAUUAACAAACUUGUUGAAAACUACCGGACACAGGUACAAUCUGGGUUGGACCCAUUUUAUUGCGUGUUGGAUUCAAAAUUGCAAGCUCUCCACGACCAAGCUCUCGCCGACGUACUAAAACAAUGUCAACAAUCUGUAAAAAUACCUCCAAACUCGAAUCAAAAAACGUAUGAUGACCUGCUUGGACAAAAAAUACACGAAGCUUUUAAAUUAUUCGAGAGUGAAAACAUCGCUAAAAAUGAAUCCUUGCGAGAUGACAUUAAAGACCGAGUGGAACAACUUUCCAAAGAGCUUGUAACCGAGCUUAGCACAAUGAACAACAUGGAUGAAGACACUCUGAGGAAAAUGACCAAAAAGUAUAUCCAAUUAUGCGUCGAAUCUGUGACAAAUGAAUUUUCUAUUGAUGACGACGCAAGUGUAUCUGCUUUCUGCGUCGGUCAAAUGACGGACGCUUGUACUAAUGCAUUUGAUGCUUGGAAGCAAAUUGAAGUCCCAGAGGCGGAUGUGGACUAUCAUCUUCGCAAAGCUAGAGAUACCUAUACAGACGAAAUGGACAAAAGUAUUUCAUCCCGCACGGGAAAAUUCUUACAUACGAAAGACCUGCAUAAAAUGCAUGUCAAAGUUUCCAACUUAGUGAGGGGUUUAUUUGAAAAAAGCAUUCGACAAACUCCCAAAAUCCAGCAACGUUUCAACGACAUGCUUCACGACCUGUAUCGAAAAUAUGACGGAGAUAAUACCCUCCGAGCAUCGGAAAUUGCAGAACCUGCGAUAGGCAUUGACUUGGGGACGACGUACUCUUGCACAGCAAUCUACGACAAAGGGACAAUCAUUAUGAUACCAGAUCACAACACUCACAAGAAUGUGACUCCGAGUUAUGUCCUUUUUGAAAGUCCGACACAACUCGUGGUCGGAGAAUCUGCAAAAGACCAAGCAAACAUUUAUCCUGAUGCGUCAAUCUUUGACGCCAAGCGAUUGAUUGGGCGCAAAUUUACGGAUGAGGUCACGCAAAAAGAUAUUAAGACGUGGCCGUUCAAAGUUGUCCGUGACAGUGCGGAAAAGAAUCGUCCGAAAAUUCAAGUUUUGGGUCAAACUUAUUACCCAGAAGAGAUCAGUGCAAAGAUCUUGAAGAAAUUGAAAGACGACGCUGAAAAAUAUUUGGGUCGCAAGGUCGAAAAUGCGGUUAUCACGGUGCCCGCUUAUUUCAACGAUGCGCAGAAAACGGCUACGAAGAACGCUGGGAAUCUUGCGGGUCUUAAGGUGAUGGGAAUCUUAAACGAACCCACGUCCGCAGCAAUUGCAUACAGUUUGAAUUACACGGACGACAAGGAGAGAAAUAUUUUGGUGUAUGACCUGGGUGGUGGUACUUUUGAUGUAUCGGUGUUGACGGUGAAAGGGGGCGACAUAAAUGUUCGAGCAGUUGGAGGAGAUAACCACUUGGGAGGAGAAGACUUCGAUACGAACAUGCUCAACUAUUGCAUCAAAGAGUUUCAAACAUUAUACAAUAUUCAGCUUGAUAAGGAUGGGGUUGAAAAUGAGAGAAACUCACGGCUUCGACGAAUCAGAGCAAAAUGUGAAAAAGAAAAGAUUAAUCUUUCGGUUUCGGAAAAAGUGAAAAUUUCCAUUGAUCGAAUUUUUCAAGACCACCACUUGCAAGUGGAAAUUACAAGACACAAGUUUAACGAAAUGAAUGAAUCCUUGUUUCAAAAAACCUUAAAAAUUGUUGGGAAAGCAUUAGACGAUGCUAAAAUGGAGAUAGAUGCGAUAAAUGACAUUGUUCUUGUUGGAGGGUCCACAAGGAUUCCAAGGGUUCAGGAAAUUCUACAGGAAUAUCUGAAAGGGAAAAGUUUCAACUUGGCGAUUAAUCCAGAUGAAGUAGUGGCACAGGGAGCUGCUAUUUUAGCGGCGAUGAAAAGUGCUGCGAAUGUAAAGGAACUUGGUCAAAUUCAGUUGUCUGACGUGGCACCCUUGUCUUUGGGAAUCGAGGUAAAAGGGGGCGGAUUUUCAACCAUCAUCAAACGCAACACAAAAGUCCCCUGUAAUAAAACCGAGGUUUACGUCACAACGGUAGACCAACAGACGACCGUCAACAUAUCCAUUUACGAGGGAGAGGAUAGAGUCGCGACGAAUAAUAAUUUACUGGGGAAUUUUGUGAUGACUGGAAUUCCUCCUGCUCGUGCGGGCCGAGAAUCUAUCGAUGUGACGAUGUCAUGCGAUGCGGAGGGGAUCCUGCACGUCACUGCGCUUUGCAGAUCGACCGGUGGAACGAAGGACAUUACCAUCAAGUCGCAAAGGACUGGACUGACUGAGGAGGAAGUGAAGGAUUUAAAGGAAAAAUAAGGAAGCAUGAUGUCACCAACAGACUACAAUUAACUUUCUCUUCAUAAAUUAUGCAUAAAUAAUAAAUUGUGAUUUUAAUUAAAUAAAUAUACUGUUGACUUUACUGUGUAA
This is a messenger RNA of Folsomia candida, 5804 nucleotides long. RefSeq lists its product as uncharacterized. Gene Ontology annotation, molecular function: ATP hydrolysis activity; heat shock protein binding; GTPase activity. The transcript is spliced from 7 exons. Gene Ontology annotation, cellular component: cytoplasm. Bases 183 to 5693 code for a protein of 1836 amino acids. The record is from RefSeq and is a predicted model, not a curated record. Gene Ontology annotation, biological process: protein refolding; cellular response to unfolded protein. Lineage: Eukaryota; Metazoa; Arthropoda; Collembola; Entomobryomorpha; Isotomidae.